UUGUGCAGUCCCCCACUCCGACUUACACUCCAACACAGUAGGUGGCGGUAUUGCACCUACUCGUUGUUAGUCCCGCAGCAGAAGAAGAAAUUUGAACCAUUGGCGGUCAUGGGGAAGUGUUCUCUCUCUUUUAUACUUUUGUUCUUUGUAUCAAAAGGUGAGACAUCCGUGGUUCAAACACAGCAGACUGUGACGGCAGCAGCUGGAGGAGAAGCUCAUCUCAGCUGUCGACUCACUCAACCUAAAGACGUCCUUCAAAUCACGUGGCAGAAAAUUGUAUCGGGAGUAGAGGAAAACAUAGGAUCUUACAGCGAGCUGUAUGGAGAAAGAGUGGUUUCUAAAUUCAAAGGAAAAAUCCUCAUCAGCAGCUUUGGGAUGCAGAACAGCUCCAUCGUUGUGAGGAACGUUUCAGAGGAGGACGGAGGAUGUUUUCUCUGUUUGUUCAACGCAGACCCUGAAGGGGCUCUGAAAGGAAGAACCUGCCUCCAAGUCUACGGUAAAAAGAUGUUGGAGCUUCUUCCAUCAGGUCUGGAUGUGGAACCCGGAUCUGUUCACGGCCGUGGCAGACUGGCUGUAAUAUUGAUAGCAGUCAUGGUGGGAACAGGUGUAAUCUCUGCCCUGAUCUUCUACAUGUGGAGAUGUCAUCCACAGAAAAGGUCAUUUUGGGGGAAAAAGUAAGACUCCAUCCUUUCUAUCAGUCCUGACCUGCAAAGAUACUUCUCACUUUUUAGUCUUUAAAUGUUUAAGCAGUUUCCAUUAACAUCAGCUUCAUUUUAGGUUUUAUUUUGUUUGUUUAUUUUGUUUUAUUUGUAACAGAACUGAACGACCUUCAAAGACUGAGGAGAAAACCACCAAGUACAGUCAAGCCUGGGAUUCAAAUAAGUCAUUUCAAAAAUGAUGUUUUUUU
Messenger RNA from Oryzias latipes (Japanese medaka), 907 nucleotides. The record is from RefSeq and is a predicted model, not a curated record. Lineage: Eukaryota; Metazoa; Chordata; Actinopteri; Beloniformes; Adrianichthyidae.